AUGUAUGUGGGUUAUCUGUUGGAUAAGGACACCAACAUGUACCCCAACCCGGUCAGGCACCCGGGCCUGAACCUCAGCCCCCCAAAUUAUGUGCCCGUGCCCCCUCAGUACUCGGAUUUUGCCAGCUACCACCACAUGCCCGGAAUUAACAGCGAUCCUCACCAGGGGCAGCCCGCGGGGACCUGGGGCCCUCCGUACCCGCCUACUAAAGAGGACUGGCACACCUACGGCGCAGGACCCCCUUCUGUCGCCAGCCCGGCGCAGCUAGGAUACAGCCCCUCGGAUUUCAAUCCAAUUCCGCCACCCGGCUCUGGACUGCUGCCUCCGCCCAUGAGCGCCCCAGUCCCCCAGCUCUCCCCAAACGCGCAAAGGCGCACGCCUUAUGAGUGGAUGAGGCGCCACGUUCCCACUAGCAGCAACAGUGGCAAGACCAGAACAAAAGACAAGUACCGCGUUGUAUAUACAGACCACCAGCGGCUGGAAUUGGAGAAGGAAUUCCACUACAGUCGCUACAUCACCAUCCGGCGGAAAGCAGAGCUGGCAGCAGCCCUUGGACUCACUGAGCGGCAGGUGAAAAUAUGGUUCCAGAACCGGCGAGCAAAGGAGAGGAAAGUGAACAAGAAGAAGAUGCAGCAGCAAACGCAGCCGGCCAGUACAACCACACCUACCCCACCAGCGGUCGGCACUCCCGGCCCUAUAGGCGGCAUCUGCAGCAGCACCACCAAUCUAGUUUCCACCUCACCAAUGACUAUCAAGGAAGAAUUUAUGCCUUGA
Messenger RNA from Notechis scutatus (mainland tiger snake), 774 nucleotides. RefSeq names its product caudal type homeobox 1 (gene CDX1). The record is from RefSeq and is a predicted model, not a curated record. Lineage: Eukaryota; Metazoa; Chordata; Lepidosauria; Squamata; Elapidae. Gene Ontology annotation, molecular function: DNA-binding transcription factor activity, RNA polymerase II-specific; RNA polymerase II transcription regulatory region sequence-specific DNA binding. Gene Ontology annotation, cellular component: nucleus. Gene Ontology annotation, biological process: regulation of transcription by RNA polymerase II; anterior/posterior axis specification; cell differentiation.